GAGGGGCGAGCAGGGCGGAGGAGUCCCAGCCUUUGCCGCCGCUGCCGCCGCCGCCAGUGGGAUUGUCCGAAACCCUCUGGAUUCUUCUGUGUUGGAACUAUUGCCAUGGAGACCUCCUGAGAUGCUACAUGUUCCAGUGCCUUCCAACUUAACUUCCAGAGAGAGCAGGUACUUACUGAAUGCCUGCAGUAUUCCAGGGCCUGUUCAGAGAGCUAGGGGCAUAGCAGUAAACAGCACAACCAGGGGCCUCUCUCAAGAAGUUUAUAUUCUAUUGGUAUACACAGGGUUGGAAAUGGCCACGCGGGACAGAUCGAGCCAGAGGCUGCCUAUGGUGGCUGAGCCGGCUGUGGAGGGGGAGCCGCAUCUGCCCACAGGCCGGGAGCUGGCCGAGGCGAACCGCUUUGCCUAUGCCGCCCUCUGUGGCGUCUCCCUGUCCCAGCUAUUUCCAGAACCUGAGCAAAGCUCCUUCUGCACAGAGUUUGUGACGGGCCUCGUGAAGUGGCUGGAGUUGUCCGAAGCCGUCCUGCCAACCAUGACUGCCUUUGCCAACGGCCUGGGAGGCGAAGGAGCAGACGUGUUUGCUCCGAUUUUAUUGAAGGACCCCAUCUUGAAGGACGACCCAUUGGUGAUCAUUCAGGACCUUCUGAGCUUCUCACUCAAGGAUGGGCGCUACGAUGCGCGGGCCCGCGUCCUCAUUUGCCACAUGACCUCCCUCUUCCGAGUGCCCUUGGGGGAGCUGGAUCUCCUUGAAGAGACGUUCCUUGAGAGCCUGAAGGACACCAAAGAGGAGGAAUCUGAAACGGCUGAGGCGUCCCGGAAGAAGAAAGAAAACCGAAGGAAAUGGAAGCGCUAUCUCCUGAUAGGCCUGGCAACCGUCGGGGGCGGGACCGUGAUUGGCGUGACUGGGGGUCUAGCUGCCCCGCUCGUGGCCGCUAGUGCGGCCACAAUCAUUGGCAGUGCUGGGGCAGCGGCUCUGGGCUCGGUGGCUGGCAUCGCUGUCAUGACCUCGCUAUUCGGGGCGGCUGGAGCUGGCCUGACAGGAUACAAGAUGAAGAAGCGUGUCGGGGCCAUUGAAGAGUUCACGUUUCUGCCUCUAACAGAAGGCAGGCAGCUGCAUGUCACCAUCGCCGUCACCGGGUGGCUGGCGUCCGGCAGAUACCGUACCUUCAGUGCCCCGUGGGCGGCCUUGGCCCGCAGCCGCGAGCAGUACUGCCUGGCCUGGGAAGCUAAGUACCUGAUGGAGCUCGGCAAUGCCCUGGAGACCAUCCUUAGUGGUCUUGCCAACAUGGUGGCCCAGGAGGCCCUGAAGUACACAGUGUUGUCCGGCAUCGUGGCUGCCCUGACAUGGCCAGCCUCACUCCUCACUGUCGCCAAUGUCAUCGACAACCCAUGGGGUGUGUGUCUCCACCGGUCAGCAGAGGUUGGCAAGCACCUGGCCCACAUCCUGCUCUCCCGGCAGCAGGGCCGGAGACCUGUCACCUUGAUCGGCUUCAGCCUGGGAGCCAGGGUCAUCUACUUCUGUCUGCAAGAGAUGGCUCAGGAGAAAGCGUAUCCAGGCGGAUGUCUCCGAGACCAUAAUGUGCAUGCUUCUGAGCUUGCCGUCAGACAGGAAGACCUUCAGAUGCCAGCUCCCAGGGGAGGAAUGAUUCAGCAGAAUGUGGGAUCCAUUUGCUGUGUUCAUCUAAACUAACGGGGUCUUUCUACCAGGUGUGGCUGCGAUUAGGCCACUGACUCCCUCGAAAGGCACUUGCAUCCUCUUGGGGAUGCAGACACCCUUGACUUUGGUAGUUGCCACCUGCUGACAUGAAUUUAUUCACACGGGGAGCCUGGGUUGUCUCGGUUGUAUGAAGAAAGCAAGGAUUGGAGAGCUUGUCUCACCUGGCCUCUUGGGCCUGGCCUCUCUGCUUCACCAUCAACCACAGGGCAGAGCCACCAGCCCCCAGUGCCUACUGGAUGAGUCCACUUACCUCCAGAAAUCAAACUAUCUCCCUGGCCUGUCUUUCCUACCACCCCGUCUAGCCACUUGUAGCCGUGCUUCCUCCUCCUAACUGAAAUAUAGGAGGGUUAACUCUGAAAAGUCAUAGAAGAGUCUGCCAAUAACUACCCAGAAGGCCACAGAUCUCCAUGCCACAGGGUUAAGAUGAUGGGCUCAGGGUCAGAGAGCCCUGGGUUCAAAUCCUGGCAAUAAGGAUAAAGAAAAGAGCACAGAGUAGGCACCUUGCACCAGCCUGACCCGUAGGAAAUGCUUGCUCACCGGCUAUGAUACAUACAGCAGGUGGUUUGAGUCUUGAAAGCAUUUGAACAUUGGCAGGGCCGCUCAACACUCAGUCGAACCACAGUUUGAUGAUCCAGGGGCAUUUCACAACAUCCGUGGGGUCGGUCAGCAAGGGCGUCAGUUCAUUCUCCCAUCCCACGAACACCAGGAAGUAAAGACUCCUAUACGCAAGUUCCAAGGGCUUGUUCGGAAUCCCCUGGCUCAGGUGUCCAUGCAUACAGGAUCCCCUUGGCCUGAUCUGUCAAGGUGUCUACCAACCGCUGCCUAAUUGCUCCUGGUGACAGGAAGCUUAGGACUCUGCCCCUGGGUGGUUAGGAAUUUAGGAACAGGUCGGUUUCAUCUGCGCAUCAAUGGCUUGUGGCCUGGGGAACGUCAGGCUCUGUCUAGGGCAUCUGCUAAGGCCGCUGUGUUCAGAUGUUGUCCGGGCGGGGUGCUGGCACAGCAGCAGCGCCCCAAGCCCAACAGCCCCUGGGCGGCCAGCACGUCCCCAGGUCUGCUCCUGGGAUUUUCAGAAACAUGAUUCUGUCUGUUUUGCGCCCAGAGCUGAUCAGAGUCCCAUCAAGCAGACUCAAAGAAACAGUGCUGGGAACUGAAUGCUGAUUCAUCAGGUCACCAAUAAUUGUCACCUCCCAAUGACAGCAGAUGGAGCAGAUGUCCCUGCUCACAGCCCAAGCUUCUGGGGAAGCAGAUCAUCUGCCAGAAUUUCCGUGGUGAGCACAGAGCUAGGGAGGGGAUGGUCUCUAGGAGUGUUCCUUUUCCUGGCCAUGCUCGGCCCUGAUGACCACCCCCAGGCUCCUGGACAGAUCCCACCUCUCAUGGCCAUUCUCGGUUUCCUUCCCUCCUGGGCCUCCCCUCACUCAGAAUUUUGUUUGAGUCUGUUUGAGUCCCGGUUGAUAAGCGUGGAAGAAUCCAGACACUCUGCAGUGAAGGACCGCUCCCAUGCGGGUUGGGUAGAUUCCAACCAGGGAAGAAAACACGCAAGUCCCGUUGAUUUACAUAUUAAUUAACCAUCUCAGUUCACAGCAUUCUGUAAUGGAAACUGUUGGGGUUUUUCCUUGUAGUUAAGGUGCCCGCGAUCAUCAAGCCUGCUUAGCCAGUAUCAUCAAACGGUCGCGUUACAGAACAUGGCCUGGCCUGUUCUGCAACAGAAGAUAAAAAUGUUCCCACCUGUGGGUCAGUGUAUCCCCCAUACUUGGCAUUUUAAUGACAGGGUCUGAGAUUUGGGGCCCAUGUCCCUGCCACCCAAGCACGGGAUGUCCCCGUGUGAACGCUAACCUUUCAGGUCUCUAGAAUGUUCUUCAUUAUAGUUUAUUUCUUCUGCCUUUUGUUCACUCACCUUCUCAAACGUCUAUUUAUUAAUUUGUGCAAAGCCCCAUCUCCUUCCUCCAAGGCCUUGCGGGACUUCUCAGGGAAUACAGCCUCGAAUGCAACAGCUUAUGGGUAAACGUAAACAUCAGGAGCAGAAAGAACGUGUGUGUGAGUAGAGGCCUGAGCUGAUCGGGAAGCUUAGAUGCAGGGGAGCAGGGCCUGGAGCAGGAGGAGCUCGGACUCCGCAGCCAGGCCUGGCUCCGAAUUCCAGCUCGCUCGCUCGCUCGGCAAACCGGCACAGGCCCUUAGUCCCUGUGCCUCAGUCUCCUCGCCUGUGAAAUGGGUCUAGUAGUGCUUCCUUCAGAGGCUACGCAAGGGGGAUAGUGUAGGUCCAGCACACAGCAGAACGGCUACCAAGUAGUUGGUAUUCGGCAACCACCAGGUUUGUCACUGUCGCUAUUAUCAUAUGUUCUCCUGCGUUUACCCAGUUGUGAUAACCGAGCUGUGCAUUUCGCUCUCAGCUUCCCAGCUAUCAAAGCCGCGGAAAGCCACGACGGCAGAGUUCUCACUUCCGGGAGGGGGCGUGGAGAUGCCGGGUCCCCAGGGGGCGAGACGCUCCAUUUCCCCCGCCUUGCUCGGCCCGAGAGCAUACCCCCUCGCCCUUUCAGAGCUGAGCGCUCAGGCUCAGAGCCUCAAACGUCUCUCCCAUCGGCAAGCUAGACAGGUCUCAACUGGAAGUUGCCAGCCCGGAACCGCGAGAACCGUGUCGUGGCUGGGAACGAUCUCCCCAGGGUGCCUCCUAAUUAUCAGGAAGGUUGGCACAGGGGCUUCUCUGGACACUCAGGCGGCAGGUAAUGAUCUCGAGCUGUCAGGAGCAGCGGGUACUUGGGAGACUGCUAAUUAGGUGACAAGUCCCCAGUUGCGUUUCCAUUUGGGUGAUUUUACAUUCUGUCAUUUAGCUGGAGGUUAAGGCUGCGGGGACCGUGGUUGAGCGUGGAUCACAGGCUCAGACAACAAUGGAAAGCACGGUUUUUAGUUCGCCCUGCUACACUCUCCUGAAGUUUGAUAGAGAACAACGGCUCAUCUCCAAAACAAGAAACCAACUUUCCAAGGUGGAAAACGGGAAUGGAUGUUCGUUGAGCACCUGCUGUGUGCCGGGCAGGAACAGGACCCAUCUCCACCUUGGAAGGUGUGGGCAUUAUUACACCUGGAAGCAGGUGUUGCAUUUUCCAUUUUUACCGAUGGGGAGCCAGAAGCCCAGAGAGGUUAAGUGACUUGUCCAAGGGCACACCACUAGUAAUCUGGGAUUAUACACGGUACAUCUGGAGUGCUAAUGCGGGCACGUCUGACUCCAAACCAUUUCCUGUGAACCCUUCUCUUAUGUUGUAUCUCAUGAUAAGCUCACUGCCCUCAGGUUGUCUAUAAUCUAGUUAAGAGAGUAGAUACCAGCUUUAAAACAUAAAUAACAGUACCAAAUGCUACAUCACCUAGGCCUAGACAUGAAGCGGUUCAGAGGAGAGAGCCUUUCCUUCCAGAAGGCAGGGAUGGCUUCAGGGAGGAGGAGGCAGGCCUGGAAGAUAAGAUGAGCCUUGACAGGCUGGGAGGAAGACAGGAUACCUCCGAGCCCAGCAUGGGCAAUAGCGAAGAUCCAGAGGGAGGAAGGUGAACAGUCUGCAGAGGCCAGGCGACCGGAACCCAGGUUUCUCUGGGAAGUUGGGAGAAGUAAGGUUGUGGAGGUGAGCUGGGUGCAGAACUCAGGAGCCUGACCUGUUGAAUGGAGCACGGAGACUCGGAUGCAGGCGCUGUCUCAAGUCUUCGAUAUUAGCACCUCUUUGUCUCGUUGUAUUGAUUUAUCCAUCAGCAGAGUCCUGCUGAGAGGACCUCCCACGUGCCAGGACCCGUGCAGGGCUCAGGGGCCAGAGGUUAGCCAGACUCCAGCCCCACCUGGGGAGAUCUCAGAGGGGAUGGGACCUCCCUUGCCACCGCACUCCCUGCCCAUCCUUCAGCAUCCCCGCCUGCAGCUGCCCACUUUGUGCUUCCCCAGGGCUGGGGCUGGGUGAACCGCACCGCACAAAGGCAGCUGACUGUCCUUUCCGCGUAGUGUCAUCAGCCAUCACAGGCACCCUGGGAGGGAGGGCUGUGCUAUCCCUGGUGCUGAAGAAAACAGGCUCAGAGAACCUGGGGAACUUGUCCACUGUCACACAGAUGUAAGUGGAGACUCCCACAGCAGGCCUCUGUCUACUGCCCACAGGGACCCUCGACUUCUCCCUUUCAUUUUUAAAGAUUGAUU
Messenger RNA from Ailuropoda melanoleuca (giant panda), 5873 nucleotides. RefSeq names its product transmembrane and coiled-coil domains 4 (gene TMCO4). Bases 122 to 1690 code for a protein of 522 amino acids. Lineage: Eukaryota; Metazoa; Chordata; Mammalia; Carnivora; Ursidae. The transcript is spliced from 14 exons. The record is from RefSeq and is a predicted model, not a curated record.